AUGGAGCUCAAAGUUGACGGUUUUGAUGAGCUCCUAUUGGGGGGAAAUACCACAGAUAGUCCCUCCUCCACACCAACCGAUGACCCACUUCUCCGAUUAUCCAGUCCCCACAACUCAUCACCAUUACCAUCUACACCAUCAUCAUACGUUGAAACAAGACAACUUUCAUUUGAUCUCAGAAGUCACCAAUCUUCUAGGCACAUGAAUAAGAAUGUUAAAAAGAAAUAA
This is a messenger RNA of Caenorhabditis briggsae, 228 nucleotides long. Lineage: Eukaryota; Metazoa; Nematoda; Chromadorea; Rhabditida; Rhabditidae. The transcript has 2 exons. The record is from RefSeq and is a predicted model, not a curated record. The coding region runs from base 1 to 228 and encodes 75 amino acids.